Molecule: messenger RNA, 2851 nt
Organism: Cherax quadricarinatus
Lineage: Eukaryota; Metazoa; Arthropoda; Malacostraca; Decapoda; Parastacidae
Source: RefSeq, a predicted model, not a curated record
AAUGCCUAGUCAUGCUAGGCAUGAUAGUGGUCCUCUUUAUAGCACUGUCACUGAGCAAGAUGGAUACUGGUAGCACAGGAGAAAGGUCUUCACUUCCUCUGCAUGUUGUAUCUCCACUCAUACCAAGUACAAGUUUAUCACAGCUCUGUGGUCGGCAAGUUCUCCUGAAGCUUGAUAAUGCUCAGCCUUCAGGAUCGUUUAAGAUUCGAGGAAUUGGGCAUUUUAUUAGAAAAAAUAUUGAGAAAGGUUAUGACCAUGUUGUUACCUCAUCUGGAGGAAACGCAGGGAUGGCUGCUGCAUAUGCCUCUCGAAGGUUGGGAGUCCCAGCCACAGUUGUCAUCCCUGAGUCUACCCCACACUUAAUGAUUUCACGGCUCAAAGAAGAGCAAGCAGAUGUGAUUGUACAUGGUCAUGUUUGGAAUGAUGCUCAUGAAAAAGCUCAGGAACUUGCUCAGAAAGACAAAUGCUGUUUAGUACAUCCUUUUGAUCAUCCAGAUAUUUGGGAAGGACAUAGUACUUUAGUGACAGAAAUACUGGAGCAGUCUUUUGAGAAACCAGCUGCCAUUGUUGUAUCAGUUGGUGGUGGUGGGCUCCUGUGUGGCAUCUUGAAAGGUCUUCAUGAACAUGGUGUUGCAGAUAUCCCAGUGAUAGCUAUGGAGACAGAAGGUGCUCAUGCUUUAAGUGCUGCACUACAAGCAGGCAAGCCAGUUUCUAUUGGAGACAUUACUAGCAUUGCGAAGACUCUGGGCGCAUUAUCUGUGACACAGGGAGUGUUUGAUCUAAUGCCAGGUAUCCAGGUAUUAUCUAAUGUCAUCACUGAUAAGCAAGCAGUAGUGGCAUGUAUGAAAUUUGCUGAAGAAGCAGUUGAGGGACCAAGAAGCAGGGAUGAGGAGGCACUGUACUGGAUGGCUUUUUUAAACAUUUCUCCCAGUGUUAUCUGCCUUAUUAACAAGAAUUUUUGUUGUAAUAGUCUCUCUUUGAUUUUGUAAACUGACAUAAUUUCUUGUUCUGCUGGUCCUUUAAUAAGCCCAUCACACAUUUUCACCAAGUCAUCUAUAAAAACUUUUUCUGCUGUGUUAACAAUGUCAUCCUCAUCUUCACUAUUAUCAUCACAGUCUCCUUGAUUCAGAACCAUUUCAGCUGUUUUAUCAUCAACCAUUGAGUGAUCAACUGGAGUCUGCCGGCAAGCAAGUAUUCCUUUUGCAUAUGUAAGGAGGUCUGAAAUCAUCUUUUUCUCACCUGACAUACGGAGUUCUUCAGAAUCACCACCUUGUUCAUCAUCACUGAACAUAGUUGCAGGCCAGAGGUUGUGCCAGGUAUACACAAGUGUCUUUAGUCACUGUGUUCCAAGAGUUAGCAUUUCCUUUUGGAAACUUUCCAUACCCAUGCCUCUCUUCACUGCUGCCAACACGUUGUUCAAGAAUCUGUAUAUUUACUCUUCAUUGAUGUAAAGAUAUGGUUGAAUUAAUGAAGUCACAUUUGGGGAAACGUACGUGGCUUACAUGUUAUUUUUGAUGAUAAGUUCGGCUGGAAGAUGAGCAGAACAGUUGCAGUUGUCAUCCAGUCCAGCUUCCCUGCAGUAAGCACAAGCUGCUAGUACAAAAAGUUUUGGAAACCAAUUAGGAAAGAUGUUCCUAGUGAUUCAUGUCCUUUUGUUGGCAUAAUAAUCGACUGGUAAGAAAUUGAUUCCUUUAAAACAGUGAUCAUGCACACUUUUGCCUAUCACAGCCAGUUUACACUUAUUCAUGCCUGCUCCAUUAGCACAUCUCAUCACAGUUAUUCUGUCCUCAGCAUUCUUAAUUCAUAUGGGGCUGUCUCAUCAGCUGUAGUCAAUGUUUUCUUGAGGUAAUAAUGCCAAAACAGUGAUGUUUCAUCAGCAUUGUAGACUUGUUCUGGCAUCAGAUUUUCAUCAACAACAACCUUGGCAAACUCAUCAGUAAAUUUCUCUGUUGCUUCAUGAUCAGCAGAUACUGUACCACCAACCACAAAUCUUUAAAAAUUUAAUGCAAUGCCUUUUCUUAAAUUUCUGCAACCAGCCUGUUGAACAUUCAUAAUUACCUUCAAUUUUUGACUCAUCAUGAUAGAUCUUUGCUUGUUUUAUGAUCAACAUACCAUUAAGCAACAUAUGUUCACUGCACCACUGACAAAUCCACUCUCAGUAUAUGAUCAAGAUCUUCAGUUUUAGCUUUAUGCUAAAAAUGAACUUCUGUUCAUCCCUUGCAGUAUACAAUUUUAAUGGUUUAUCCUUCUGUUUCUUCAGGUCAUAGAUGGUGGUCAUCCAGCACCAUACUUCUCUGUAAGAUGCUUCACACUUACACCACUGUCCAGUUUCUCCAACAACUUGAGUGCUAUAGAUAAACAUAAAUACUUCCUCCUUAUCUUAUCACUGUUAACAAAAGGGGUAUCUGCAGGCCUUCUUGAUAUUUUUACUGCUAUUUUUGCACCACAGAACAGAAAAUAAGCACAAACACAUUGUAAUCACAAUGAGUAAUGCAGUGGCUGUGACAACUGUUGAUGACAAAUUGGUGCCAACACAGCAUCAGAACCACACCCACCUGGGAUAAGCAAGGUCAUUGUGUCACAACUGUCUGGGUAUGCAGAGACUUGUGCAAUGCCUGGGAAUCUCCCCACAGCUGACUGCAAUUUUCCAUUUGUGGUGUCAUGUCGAUUCUCAGAAAAUGUUUUGGAUGUCAGAGCUUUUUGUACUUUGGAAUUUCGGAUAAGAGAUACUCAACCUGUAUUUUAUCACGUCCCAUUCCUGCUUUAGCAUUGAUGCUAUGGUUUGUCCACUCAUGUACUCACUGGCAGUCCUUCAGUGGUAGAUACUGUACUGUAAGUCAGUGUUUUUAUA